This is a messenger RNA of Pelmatolapia mariae (spotted tilapia), 3654 nucleotides long. RefSeq lists its product as uncharacterized. NCBI's taxonomy places the organism in Eukaryota, Metazoa, Chordata, Actinopteri, Cichliformes, Cichlidae. Gene Ontology annotation, molecular function: GTP binding. The transcript is spliced from 10 exons. The record is from RefSeq and is a predicted model, not a curated record. Bases 1 to 3654 code for a protein of 1217 amino acids.
AUGAAGCUCAUCCAUAUCUUCCUGCUGCUGGGUCUAGCUGCAUUUGUUCUCCAAGCUGAUUCGCUUCAAGGUCUUCUAAAGACUGUUGUGUCCGUGUGGCCCCCACGGUCAAAGGUCUACCUCGGAGAAUCUGUGCUGCUGAAGUGCACAGUUGAGUCAAACUCCACUGCUCAGUGGGACUUUGAGUGGGACAAACCAAAAACUGUUCUGACCCUGAACCCCAGGCAUCUGGUCUCAAAUGACAGCUACUUCAUCACCGCUGUAACAAGGGAGGAUGCAGGCAGCUACAGGUGCAAAGCAGGACAAACAUCCAGCCAGCCGGUGGAGCUCAUCGUGUCAGAGCUGACCCCUCCCUCGCUGAUUCUGACUCCUAGCACGAGAUACAUCUUUAGUGGGGAGAGAUUCAGUAUGCAGUGCCCCUCAUCUCAGACGAACGCCAAAGGCUGGAAACUGAGGCAUUACUCUCCAGACUGUAUACGGAGGAGAAAAGCUGUCCAAGGUGACCAAUGUUCACCACUAGAGUGUGCUGUUAUCACAAACAGGACUGAUGCGUGUGUCUUCAAUGCUACCAUUGGGAACAGUGGGCUAUACUGGUGUGAGGGACCUGAGGGUCGCAGCAACUCAGUCAGGAUCUCAGCAAGUUAUGACAAUAUCAUCAUGAAGACUCCAGCCUUCCCUGUAUUUGAGGGGGAUAAAGUAAUUUUGUACUGUCAGUACAAAACAACAAACUACAACGACACAACCUUCUUCAAAAACGGAGCAGUCGUCUCUGUGAUGCCUUCGAGUCCAAACAAUGAGAUAAACAUGACUAUUGAGACCGUGACAAAGAAAGACGAAGGUUCCUACAAGUGUGCAUCCCUGGCCCUAAAGAUGGAGAGUACAGAGAGCUGGUUAUCAGUGAGGCCCAAGAGCGACACCCGAGGAGGAGAUAAGCCCGCCUUCUAUUUUAAAGCUUCUGUGCCAAUCUGGUCACAACAAGCUGCAUUAUCAUCAAUCCAAAUAAGUUGUUUCACAAUCCUAAUAAGAACACAAUAUUAUUUCUUUUUAUCUGCAACAAAAAAGUUUCAAUAUUUUCUUUGUUUUUCAGAGGAGACUGAGAUCAGGGUCAUACUCAUAGGUAGUAGAUGGGCUGGCAAGAGUUCAUCUGGUAACACCAUUCUGAGAAAGGAGAGGUUUGAGUGUGGCCGAACAAGAACAGCUCAGUCUGAAGUGAGACAUGGAUUGGUGGACGGCAGGAAGCUCACUGUGAUUGAUGCUCCCGGUUGGAGCAGCUCCCUCUCCCUUGCUGAGAUCCCAGAGGGGGACAAGCAAAGGUUUAAGCUCAAUGCAUCCAAGUGUCCGCCUGGACCAAAUGCUUUUCUCCUCGUUAUUCCAAUAGACUCAGCUUUCUCUGUGGAGCAAAAGACGAGUGUGGAGGAACACAUGAAGCUCUUAGGUGAACGGGUUUGGCGAUACACGAUGGUGCUGUUCACCUGCGGGGAUUACCUCGGGGAAAAGACAAUAGAAGAACACAUUGAAAGUGAAGGACAGGCACUCAAGUGGUUAACAGAAAAGUGUUUGAAUAGGUACCAUGUUUUUAAUAACAAGGACAAGAGUAACUUAUCUCAGGUCACAAAGUUGCUGCAGAAGAUCGAAGAGAUGGUGUGGUACAAUGGUGGCAGUUACUACAAGGUAGAAGAGCACAUUUUCCAAGUCAUCAAAGAGAAGCAAAAGGAGGUAGCUGAGAGGGCAGAAGAGAGAAGGAAGAAGGCCGAGGACCAAAGACAACACAUGAAAACACUCAUUCCAGAGAUGAAACAUAUCCCAAAACUCCAGAUGAUUCUUCUGGGAAGCCGAAAUGUUGGGAAAACCUCUGUAGGGAACACGAUCUUGGGGUACAAAGACCAGGAAGAUGGAAAAAGAACGCCAAAGUCUGUUCCCCGCCGGGGUUUUGUGGCUAAAACUGAAAUCAUUCUUGUUGACACACCAGGCUGGUGGAAAGGCUUCCCUGUGUUCGACACUCCUGAAGCGAUCAAAGAUGAACUGAUGCGCAGCAUGUUUUUGUGCCCUCCUGGGCCCCAUGUCUUCCUCCUGGUGAUAGAUGCAGAUGCAUCAUUUAAUGCCAAACACUUAGAUGCAGUGACAUCACAUGUGGAGCUUCUUGGUGAUGGAGUGUGGAGACACACUAUUAUAGUUUUUACCAGAGGAGACUGGCUGGGAACAAACAGCAUAGAGCAGUACAUCGAAGGAGAGGGGGAGGCCCUACAGUCUCUAGUUGAACAAUGUGGAAAUAGAUAUCAUGUAGCUGAUAAUAAGAAUGCAAGUGAUGGUACACAAAUCUCAGAGCUGCUGGAGAAAAUCACUGAGACUGUGGCAGCAAAUGGGUGGGGCUACUUUGUUCCAGACCAGCAGAUAUUUCAGAGCAUCGAAGAGAGAAGAAGGAAAGUGGAAGAAGGAGCAACGCUGAGGCAAAGUCAAGUCAAGGCCAAACGAGAAUCCCUUGGAGUUUCCAGUAAUAAGCUGCAGGAACUGAGAAUAAUACUGCUUGGUCAGAAGACUGUUGGAAAGAGUGCAACAGGAAAUACUCUCCUGCAUAAAGACGUCUUUGCAUCUAGUCAGAAUGAAAAAUGUCAAAUGCAAGAGGGGGAGGUUGUUGGCCGACGAGUCACAGUGAUCGACACCCCGGGCUGGUGGCAGGACUCCUCGUGCUGCACAGAUGAGAUGGACAAAGAAAUAGCCCGAGGUUUUUCACUGAGCCCAGUAGGAGUUCAUGUUAUUCUGUUGGUCAUUCCUUUGGACCUGACAUUCAGAGAUUCUCAACGAGUCACUCUGGAGGAUCACAUGAACCUUUUUCAUGCCACUGUAUGGAAACACGCAAUGGUUCUGUUCACAUAUGGAGACAAACUAGCAGAUAAAUCUUUGGAGGAGCACAUUGAAAGGGAGCAUUGUGCCCUGCGCUGGUUGAUUGAGAAGUGUGAGAACAGGUACCAUGCCAUUAACAAUAUGAAAAAAAUGGAUAUGAAUCAGGUGACAGAGCUGUUUGAGAAGAUAGAGGACAUAGUAGCAGGAAACAGUGGCAAGCUCUUCUGUCCAAACAUGAAUGAAAUGCACCUGAGAAUCGAAGAGAAGUUCAAGAGGAAGCAGCUGAAACAUGUGCUGAAGCAAAGACUAGUGCGGGAGUACAGGAGGAGAGAGCUGGAGCUAAUGAAAGGGUUCAAGGAAACACUCCAUGAGCUGCAAAAUGACAUUAGGGGAGGUGCGACAGGCACAAAAUCCAAGUCACUGGUUGGUGACAGGGUGAAACUAACAACCAGGUCUACUGGUCAGGGGAAGAGAGAUGGCAAGGAGGAAAAACUAGAUACAAAAAUCAGCCAAAAAAUUAAAAAGCUGGAUGAAGAUAUAGAGAGAUCAUCACAUUUUCUUGGAAACAGCAAGGAAUUUUUGAUCCCUGAUUUUAAAGGAAGCAGUCCAGCACCUUCUAUUCCUGAGUCUUUCUUAGAGCGCAAACAAUCAACUGGCAACUUUGAGAAAGUUCUGGGUUGGUUAUCGAAUCUUCAUAUCGGCACAAAUGUGGAGAACCAGCUGACUCUCAACUUCUCUCAAACAUCAGGCUACAGAUCUAUGGUGUCAUCAGACACCUUUGACUUUGACGGAGAAGUUGAAGUUCCCGAGUGA